AGAGGAGCUGCAGCUGGUUGUUGUGCUUGGUGCUAGCUGGUGCAUUAUUUGAAUAGAGAAAAGUGGACUAAAAAACGCGAAAACAUGUUUAGAAACUGCUGCUCCCCAAGGCUGGUUUUCUUGUACAACCUCCUGGCUGUUUUGCUGUUGAUCGCGUCGUUAGUGCUGGCGUUUUGGGGCCUGCCUCAAAUCAUCAGCAAACAGAUACAUAAACAAACUGAGCUGACUGAAAACACAGACCAAUGGGACAGAUUCAAAGAACUUCCCUUCCCCAUGGAGUUCAACAUCAGGUUCUUCCUAGUGACGAACCCCGCGGACGUUUUGAAUGGGUCGAUGCCUAUCUUGAAGGAAUCAGAGCCCUACAAAUACAAGUCCACUAUCAAAAGAACCGACAUUCGAUUCGACGACAUUGAGGAAGACAGUGUGACCUACAGAAGAUCCUUCAGCUUCGAGUUUGAUGGUUCGGGGACAACAAGAGAAGACGAUAGUAUCACCGUAAUCAAUCCACUGCUGAUGGCAUCCUUUCAGCUGACCAAUGAUAUUCAAAGACUGGCAAUGGCUGGGUGUAGGAAGUAUAUCCUGGAACCGGCCGGACUGGAUCAAGUCUUCCUCACGACCACAGUGCGGAAAUUGCUGUUUGAUGGGAUUUAUUUUGGGUUCCAGAACGCUACUGGCAAAGGAGUGGCGUGCGAAAUGGUUCGCAAAGAGCUGGGAAAGAUUGUGGCCAACGUCCGUGUGGUAGAACACCUCAAUGACACCGAUUGUUACCGUCUUGCCAUUUUCAACUACAAAACCGACAACUUCCUGAAAAACUCCCCCGAUGGAAUAUACACGAUCAACCGUGGCAGAAACAAUGCGACCGCCUUGGGGAGCAUCAUGAGAUGGAACGGGGCCACCACAAGUACCACGUAUGGCACCUCAACGUCUAUCAACAACCUGACUUGUCACUCCAUCAAAGGUACCGAUUCCACCAUCUACAGCCCUGAGCUCAAGGCGGGUGAAAACUUGAUGAUUUUCAACACGGAUUUGUGCAGAACAAUCCAGCUUGUUCAGGUGUCCUCAAACGAAGUCUUUAACGGCAUUAACGCCUUUAGGUAUAGCACGGGAUACACUUUGUUCAGGCCUGAAACGAUUCUGAAGGAAAACGACUGCUAUUGCUCGCAUGGUACCAAAGGUGCUGACGGAAAGCCGAGCUGCUUCCUAGACGGGCUGCUAGACUUCAGGCCUUGCCUUGGGGCACCGGUUUUAAUUUCCCAACCGCAUUUCCUGCACGCAGACGUAAAAUACAUCCGGGCCGUAUCUGGCCUCAGUCCGGAUGAGGAUAAACAUGAUAUUUAUCUUUUAUUGGAACCGAACACCGGAACCCCAUUGGAGGGCAGGAAAAGAGUCCAAAUGAACAGUGUGCUUCGAAGACAGCCACUGCUCUCCAUGAUCACCCCGCCAAACAUGUACGAAGCAGUGGUUCCCUUGUUGUGGCUGGACGAAGGCUUCACUUUGCCGCAAAAAUACCUGGACGAUCUGAACGCGAAAUACUUCAAAACAGUGCGAAUUGCCACUGGAUUCAAAUUUGGCUUCAUCGCGGUGGCACUCGCCCUACUUGUGGGCUGUUUGUUCGUCGCGUGUCGAAAGAUGUAUUUCAGAAAUGCAAAGUGAAUUGUUUAGUUUCAGUUUGAAUCAAAGACAUUAAUAAAUAGACCAAGCUAGUCAUUCAAAAAUC
Dendroctonus ponderosae (mountain pine beetle) is the source of this 1717-nucleotide messenger RNA. Its product is annotated as sensory neuron membrane protein 2. Lineage: Eukaryota; Metazoa; Arthropoda; Insecta; Coleoptera; Curculionidae. Gene Ontology annotation, molecular function: scavenger receptor activity. Gene Ontology annotation, cellular component: cytoplasm; membrane. The record is from RefSeq and is a predicted model, not a curated record.